CGCAUGCGCCAGGUGCGCCGGGUCUGCAGCUAGCUGUGAUAGCAGAGCCAGAAGAACGCUCUGUGAUGACCAGAUUUUUAAAAUAGACAACAAUAGAAACCAGCAGAGGCAGGAACGCGUUCAUAGAAAGACCCGGAAGUAAAAACCUACAGAAUAACGACACCGUUCACUUGUUGACGGUAAAACUGUGCUUCCGUUUUUCCUCUGGACUGUUGUUGGACAUGUCUUUGUCCUGAAGAGCAGAGAGGUACAGACCGUCAGCUGCCAGGACAACAUGUCACAGGUGAAGUUAGCRAAGCCCAAGGACAAGUGUGAGAAUUGUACCAAACAGUGCAACAAGAAACAGACUGAAGAUGGUUCUGUAGAGAACACAGACAGUGAAGAGGUCAACGGGCAGCUGAAGGAAGGAGCAGCACAGCUGCUGCUCAGUGCCUGUCUGUCCUGUGAUGGCUGCCUGUCAGAGGAGGACACCCUGAAGAUCUCUCAGCAGAACCUAGAGGAGCUGGAGCGCCUUCUGGACCUCAACAAGAGGUGUGACUCGUCCAAACACAAGGUGCUCGUGGCGUCUUUAUGUCCACAAUCGCUGCCUUUCUUUGCCGUGCAGUUUGGUGUGGGGAUCACCGAGGCUGCGCACAAGCUCUGCGGCUUCCUCAAACACCUGGGUGUACAGUUUGUGUUUGACACCACGCUGGCAGCAGGCUUCAGUAUCUUGGAGACUCAGACAGAGUUUAUUCACAGAUACCGCAGGAGGCACCACGACUGCCAUGCUUUACCCAUGUUCACCUCCUCAUGCCCAGGUUGGAUUCGUUACUCAGAACGGAUCCUGGGCAGUUUGGUCACGCCUCAUAUCUGCACAGCCAGGUCUCCUCAGCAGAUUAUGGGCUGUUGGGUCAAAGAUUACUUCUCUAAACAGCAGAAGCUGAGUCCAGACAAGGUUUAUCACGUGGUGGUGGCGCCCUGCUUCGAUAAGAAGCUGGAAGCUGUCAGAGAGGAGUUUUACAACAGUCUAAUGGAGACGAGGGACGUUGACUGUGUCCUCACCUCACGAGAAAUUUAUCAGCUAAUGGAGAAAAGAAAGAUGUCAUCAGAGGAGUUGGACUCAGUUCCACUGGACCAAAUGCUGGGAGACUGUGGAGAAGUGUCACUGGUGAGGCAUGACGGUCGAGGCUCUGAGGGCUUCCUGGAGCACGUGUUCAAACACGCUGCUAAAGAGCUGUUUGGUCUGGAUGUGCAGGAAAUCACAUACAAAACUCUCAGGAAUCGGGACUUCCAGGAAGUGACCCUGGAGCGGGACGGGGAAACUCUCCUGCAGUUUGCUGCCGUUUAUGGUUUCCGGAACAUCCAGACCCUGGUUCAUCGAAUGAGAAAGGGUCGUGUUCCUUACCAGCUGGUGGAGGUCCUGUCCUGCCCAGGAGGGUGCUUGAGUGGCCGAGGUCAGGCAGAGAGCGAGGCGGAAGGUCGGGUCGAUAAAGCUCUGGUCCAGCAGAUGGAGGAAGUCUACAGCAGCAUGCCGGUCCGACUGCCAGAACUGAACCCUGCCCUGAAAACCCUGUAUGAGGACUGGCUGCAGGGCCAGAACUCUCUGGAGGCCAGCAAACUGCUGCACACCGAGUACAGAACUCAGAACCAGGUCCAGACACAGCCCCCUCACAUGCAGUGGUGAGAAGACUCACAGGGUCUGGUUCAGAUUCUGCUAGAACCCACUCACAAGUUGGCCUGGACCAGUGAAGGACAAACUGUAGAUCUGUUAGCUUAUGAUAGGUCAUUUGGUCAWGGGGGGGACGUUUUUCUUAAUAAAAGGAGGCAUUCCAGAGUCCAGAAGA
Molecule: messenger RNA, 1823 nt
Organism: Austrofundulus limnaeus
Lineage: Eukaryota; Metazoa; Chordata; Actinopteri; Cyprinodontiformes; Rivulidae
Gene: narf
Product: nuclear prelamin A recognition factor
Exons: 12
Coding region: 275-1663 (462 amino acids)
Source: RefSeq, a predicted model, not a curated record